CGACAGAAACGAGGCUGGGCAGCCAUUUUGAAUGCUAAUUUGAAAGUGGGCACGUUUACGUUUACGUUCGUUGGGAGAGUUAUCAUACUUCUACGGGCGAACUUUUCAGCCUCUGCUGUUUACACCAAAACUCCCCUCGAGUGUCCGAUUGUUUAGACAACAAGGAGCUAAACGAAGUCGUCACAUGUCGCUCAGGUGUCCUUCAAGAGUAGACCCAUGACCUUUGACCCACUCAGAUUUUAAAACGGAUUUUAGGCAUGCUGGAGAGCACUGGAACAGAAGCCAUGGUACAACACACACAACAGGAGUGCCUUUAUUCUGCCAAGUACAGUCGUAUAUAAGAGCCUUCAAUGUACGGAGAAUUUGAAGUGUUGCACUGAGAGAAAGUCAAGCAUGUGGAAAGAAAAACAACAUGGCACACAGGAGGAGUAAGAAGGAUUUGAUACUCGACGACCAGGGAAUUUUACUGGACGAUGACGAGCCAAUCAGGCAGCGGCGCGAUGUCACGUUUGACGAUUCGCACCCGUUCACGGACGAACCCACACUGAAUCUGAGCGAAUUUGAGGAUUCCAUCAAGGAGGAGAUAGAGUAUGGAGAGGGAGGGGCGUCGGGUGAGGAGUCCGGCGGCGACGGUUUGAACUACGGAGCGGGAUUCGAACCCGCGGCCUUUAGACGAGUACGGGCUGGCUCACAAACACAGGACAGCCUGGACGAGUUUGAAGCAAUCGAGCAGAAUCUCUUACAAGAUGGCUCACAUGCCAGUGCCUUAUUUGAAAGAAGCAGGGAAGACUCAAGAGACGACAUUUCCUUCCAUAGUAACGAGAAUUCAGUCGCCGAUCAGUACGAGCAGUACCUCUCAGAACAGGAGCACAGUCGAUCAGGGAAUGAAUUCUCCCCAGGUGGGGAGCAGCACUCUCCAGGGCUGGAUGACUUUGCAGCAAAGUACGGCAGCCAAUCAGCAAGGAGCUAUGAUGGACAGUAUGCAAAUGAGGAGGGUGUUGAAGAGGAUGUGAGCAGGCUGGUUGGGGAGGAAAGCUUUCCCAGGAAUUCUUUUCUAGACAGCUCGCUACUAAAUGACACCGUCAUUCCCAUCAAUGCUUCAGAUAGUACUUACGACAAAACCCCUCAACCAACAUUUGACCAUUCCAAGAAUUCUACGCCAAGUCCUUCCAAUCGUAGAGUAUCAGAUUUACAGAGUGCAGGGGAUCAUUUGGUCCCCCCCUCAAAGACCCCCCUAACAAGCACGCCAAAUUCUCCAACCGAUAGUAAGAGACCAGACAUCUCGGUACAGUCUGUUCGGGAGGACGACUCAGGAAGUAGAACGCCGGUAGGGAGACCUGGCUCGGAUUUGUCGCCGUAUAGCGGUUUCCACGAGAGAGUUUCGGAGAUCGCGAAGAGGGACGCUGCCAUCUUGAGACCGCGGUUCACCACCUACGGAGCCGAGACUAAAUUCUCCCCUCCGAAAACGCAACGGACUCCCCCGACGACAGAUAGCGGGAAGAAGGCGAGUAAUGUUUCCUUUAAGAUCGACCGCUCUAGCGGGAGAAUCCUCGGCGUUUCUCAGUCAACCCCUCAAUCUGACCCGAGUAAGAACACUUCCUUAAGAGAUAGGAGACGGAGAAAUAGGAUGAGUCGCGGCGAAUCCGGCUCAAGGUCGAAACGAAGGACAGAAACUGACGCGUCCGUGAGCGAUCUGGAUUUAGACACGAGCGGGCGCUCGGAUAUUUCCCGCUCCGAACUGUCACAGAGGCUCAAAGAGGAGGUCAAGAGCAAAACAGAAACCUCAGAACAGCUGCGAGAACUACAGGAGGAGUACGAUAACCUGUUGGCGAAGUACGCGCUGGCGGAGGUCACCAUCGACCACCUGAGGCUAGGGGCAAAGGUCAACCUGUACUCAGAUCCGCCAAAACCUGCACCUGCAUUUGUCGGGUCUAUUCCUCAGCCGCACAAGAUUCAAAUGGUUGAUAUCCCCCGGAGCCAACGUGCACAGAUGGACAGGACGGUGGAACACAGAUCACAAGCUGUUACAGCUACCCUGUCCCCACCCCAGCCCUCCCAUAGUAGACUGACCCAGACAGGUAUGGCAGUAGGGACUGGGACUGACCCAUUUGUUGGUGAGGGGGAGGAGGACCCUACCCUCACAGCCACUGCUAGUGGAGAGAGUCUGAAAGUGGCCCUGUUGUUACAGGCAGCCAGUUUGGAGGACCAGGUGGACUCGUUUGAAGCCCUGCUGGACCUUGACCAGCUGAACCAGGCGGAGCAGGACGAGGUUCUGACCAGGCUGCAGGCAGAGAAUGACCGGCUGAACCAGGACUACCUGGACGCCAGGGACGAGCAUGACCGCAGGAGGCGCGCCGGGGAUACGCACGGGGAAUUCGACGAAGACAAGUCUGUUGCAGGGAAGCUACAUCAGCUAGGGAUGCGGUUAGAGGAUCUCGGGGAGCGAGUGGAAAACAACAGGAACAAUCCCACUCCUGACACCACGCAGCAGGACACAGCCCCCAGCCUGAGGGACUCUGUAACCACAGAAGACAGCCUCAUCCAAUCACAGAUGGACCUGCCGCUGGGGGAGGAGCUAGAGGAGCAGAAGAGGAGGGUGGAGGAGGAGUUUGGCAGGUUGAUGGACAGGUACAGCCAGCUGAAGGGGAUGCCUCGCACACCUGACAGGGACAGGGAGAUACAGGAACUCAUGCAGCAACUACAGGAUUUGAGGAGAGAUGCACCAUUGUCUCUGGACUUGCCUGAGGACUUAGAUGACAGUCUGUCCCAGUUGUCCAGUCCACAGCUGGAGGAAACUGACCUCCCUGAAGAAGAGCGGUCAAGGCUGCCCUCUCGUCUUUUGGGACGCACCCCCGGUCAGCCCUCGGACCAGGACAUGACCAGACUGGACCAGUCAUCACUGCAGUUCUCUCCUGACAGCCCAGAUAGAAAAGAGAACCAUCGGCAGAGGGACCAGGUGUCUGAAGAUGACACCCCUCCAGUUGUCAGACCCAAGGACAGAAGGAACACUUCUCACAGCAGAGCACCCAAGUCUCAGAACAAGGAUGAUGUGCCUUCACCAGACAACAUGUCCAACUGUAGACUGACAGAAAGUCGGCGGUCCUCCACUCUGUUCCAGCCGUGUAGACAGUCCUCUCACCUCCCCAAACCUAUCCUUAAAACUCAGGAACAUCCCAUACAACACAGCCACAACCUGGACAGAUGUGACCGCUGUGGCCAGCCAUUGCAGUCCCAGCCGUCGACACAUGUGGGCAGCACCAGUAGUGUAGCAGACAGCGGGCGCUCCUCCCCGACACACCGUCCUGUUGCCAAGGCAACCCAGAACCAGCCCCAGCAGGAGGCCGAGAUCGACAGCGGGUUUAUAGGCUCGGAGAGCAGCCGGCAGUCCCAGAUGACCACGCCUCUCGUACCGAAGAGGGACCCACGCGCCACAAGGGAAAGACACAGGUCCCCAGUGACCGCCCAGGUGACCCAAAAGCCGUCACGCCCGGGUAGCGGUCACCGCUCCGUCACCAAGCACCGUCCGGCGCCGCUGCAGCAGGUGUCGGACAGCGACAGUCCGGAGGAGCGCCCCACCACCGUUAGGGAGGUCCAACCUGCCAGGACGGGCGGGAAGAAGAACCAGAGUAAACCACAGGACAUGAUGUCCCAGCGUAGACGCCCGCCAUCCACGCGUUCCCGCAGCAGUAACACGUCCCACAAGCGGCACUACUCCAGCAGUGAGGAUGACAUCUCCCGCCGCAGUGUGGCCAGCAGCAGGGGCAGCAGCAGGGAUGAUGCUAUCCAGGGUUUGAAGAGGGAGAUAGAGAACAUGAGGGAAGAACUGGAUGACAGACUGCGCCGUGCACAGAACAGAGACCGCCCGGGGAAGUCUGGCCUCCCCUCCACGCCGCGUGAGCCGGUCCGAGCCUACCCCAUGGAGGGUUCUUAUCUAGAGGAGGAAGAUGACAGAAGAGAAGCUUCUCGACCGGGCAGCUUAAAGGGACCAUAUACAGGAAAGGACUAUACGCCAUAUGCCACAAGACGUCGUGCCCCGCUAUCGGAAACUUCUCCGAUGGACGCUCGUGACCUCCGCUCUUCACAUUCCAGAACACGGACGCCGUCCCCAGUCGGUAGCGAAAGACGUUCUGCACGUCGGACACGAGAUCGCUCCACAUCUCCACUUAACGACACCCGACCGAAGGAGCUGGGACGUUCGGAUUUGGGCUAUACGCCGAGAUCGUACGUGAGAACAACAGGACCGUGUCCGCUAUGCGGGGGAAGCGGUGUGCACACACACGGGGAGUACGUCCACCCGCCCCCCGAGCCUGUGGAGUACAGAUAUGUGCCUGUCAGCUCUACUGCUCCUGUCAGUCCUGUGGUCCACUAUGUCCCUGUGUCACCCAGAUAUGUACCCACAACACCCAGAACGCUGCGUUACGAGGAGGUUGCCCCCUCCCCAGGGGUGGUGUACAGCCCCUACCCCUCCCCGGUGGUGUACAUGAGUCCGCGGCGGGGCAGGGUACGGUACUACCAGCGCAAAUACAGCGUCACGGAGACCGAGGAAGAGGAGGGGGACACAGAUGAUGAACUGAGGCUGUCCCAUCUACACCUCGGAAGUUCACUCGAGAGAGCGGAGAGGGCCGCUAGGGAAAUGAAACGACGGUCGCGUAAGAUGGCGAAUACCCUAGACUCCAGCCUGUCCAGAUCUAAAGCUAAACUGUCUGCAAUCGACUGGUACUAACUCCACAAACCAGAUACAUGCCUUCAUGACAAAGGGGAAAUGCUCAGGUUUAUUCCAUAUUAAUAAGUACAUUUGUAUACAUUUUGAAGUAACUUCAACCUUAUAGUAUAACUGUUAUACUAUUAAAAACUGUAGACUACUACAGGCAAUAAUGCCUUGAUACUUCAUACUUAUAAUUUUUCUUUUCUCCCACUAAAAUAUAAUGUCCAUUGCAGAGUUGUAAUUUGUCUUUUACUUUAAUGGAAAACCUUUGGAUACUGUUUUUAUUUUUCAAAUUUUGAAGAAAACAGACUAUCCUGGCUUUAAAGAAUGACAUUUCUACACUAAACUGAAUAGAAAUUGAUAAUACAAACUUUGGAAAUACCAUAAAGUCAGACCUUCGUAAAGUGCCUUUAUUGAAUCCCCGCAUUUCAAAAUUCACAAAUAUAUUUUCAACGCAAAAAAAAGGAUUUUUGCUAUCACUGCAUUGUAUAGUCUUCAGAAACUGUAAAAGAAAC
Branchiostoma belcheri (Belcher's lancelet) is the source of this 5220-nucleotide messenger RNA. Its product is annotated as AT-hook-containing transcription factor-like. Gene Ontology annotation, cellular component: centrosome. The transcript has 17 exons. Gene Ontology annotation, biological process: epithelial to mesenchymal transition; neuroblast division in subventricular zone; neuroblast delamination. The record is from RefSeq and is a predicted model, not a curated record. NCBI's taxonomy places the organism in Eukaryota, Metazoa, Chordata, Leptocardii, Amphioxiformes, Branchiostomatidae. Bases 413 to 4723 code for a protein of 1436 amino acids.